Epinephelus lanceolatus (giant grouper) is the source of this 6580-nucleotide messenger RNA. RefSeq names its product LIM domain kinase 1a (gene limk1a). Gene Ontology annotation, biological process: actin cytoskeleton organization; protein phosphorylation; positive regulation of stress fiber assembly. Gene Ontology annotation, molecular function: protein binding; ATP binding; protein serine/threonine kinase activity. The record is from RefSeq and is a predicted model, not a curated record. NCBI's taxonomy places the organism in Eukaryota, Metazoa, Chordata, Actinopteri, Perciformes, Serranidae. Gene Ontology annotation, cellular component: nucleus; cytoplasm; neuron projection.
GUCUUCCUCUCCCCGGCUCUGCAGCUUCAUUGGUCGGCAGCUCUCUUGAAUGAAGCGCCGCAGAAACGUGCAGCAGGCAGGAGGAAGCUGUGUGGGCCGCCGCAGGGAGGGACCGACGCACAGCAACACGACCGCCGGGCGGGCUGCGGUGGUGGUCGGACACCGGUUAUCUGUCGACCAGAGGCGACUGGCUCUCUCCCGGAGCUCGGUGUCGGAGAGUGAAUGAGGUUGAUGCUGCUCUGCUGCACCUGGAAGGACGAACGCAUGGGAGAGGAGGAAGCUGGAGGAAGUUUGCCCGUCUGUGCGGGAUGCAAACAGAGGAUCUAUGAUGAGCAGUACCUCCAGGCCCUCAACAAUGACUGGCACACCGUCUGCUUCAGGUGUUGUGAAUGCAGCGCCUCGCUGUCCCACUGGUAUUACGAAAAAGAUGGACGGCUCUUCUGUAAGAAGGACUACUGGGCCAAAUUCGGGGAGCUGUGCCAUGGCUGCAACGACCCGAUCACCACUGGCCUCAUCAUGGUCGCAGGGGAACAGAAAUAUCACCCAGAAUGCUUCACCUGUCUGAACUGCAGGGCAUUCAUCGGAGAUGGAGACACAUAUGCUCUGGUGGAGAGAUCCAAACUCUACUGCGGUCACUGUUACUACCAGACCAUCGUCACCCCGGUGUCGCUGCCGGACUCGCCAUGCUCACGAAUCCCUCACACGGUCACACUCGUGUCCAUCCCGGCCUCCGCCGAAGGCAACAACGGCCGCAGAGGGCGAGGUUUCUCUGUUGCCAUCGACCAGCCGCUCAGCCCAACCAACGGCUACAGUCCUGAACAUGGACACACCGUCAGAGUCUCCCAGGUGGACGCAGACUGCAUCAGUCCAGAUGUGAAGAACUCCAUUCAUGUUGGAGAUAGGAUCCUAGAAAUCAACGGGACGCCCAUCCACAAUGUCCCACUGGAUGAGAUCGACCUGCUGAUCCAGGAGACAAGCCGGCUGCUGCAGCUCACCAUCGAACACGACCCUCACAGUCAGGAGCAGGAGGGAGGCUCCUCAGGGGCUGAAGAGCAAGGCGAUGGCCCCCUAUCGACUCCUCUGUCAGAGGGCCCCAGCCCCAUCCUGCCCAUCACACAACCCCCACACCCUGACAUCAACAGUCUGAGGUCCCGCAUCAUCACGAGGAGCUACAGUAUUGAUAAGUCACCAGGCUCUAGCAAUGCGGCGUCUCCCAUCUCCCAGAGGAAGGACAUCAAUCGAUCAGAGUCGCUUCGCGUCGUGUCCAAUCAGACGCAUCGCAUCUUCCGCCCGUCUGACCUCAUCCAUGGAGAGGUGCUGGGGAAGGGCUGCUUCGGACAGGCCAUCAAGGUGACCCAUAAGGAGACGGGGGAGGUGAUGGUGAUGAAGGAGCUGAUUCGCUUUGAUGACGAGACUCAGAGAACAUUCCUGAAAGAGGUGAAGGUCAUGCGUUGCCUGGAUCAUCCCAACGUGCUCAAGUUCAUCGGAGUCCUCUACAAGGACAAGAGACUCAACUUCAUCGCAGAGUACAUCAAGGGAGGCACCUUGAGGGAGAUCAUCAAGAAAAUGGACAGCAACUAUCCCUGGAACCAGCGGGUCAGUUUUGCCAAGGACAUAGCUGCUGGGAUGACGUAUCUGCAUUCCAUGAACAUAAUCCACCGGGACCUGAACUCACACAACUGUCUAGUCCGAGAGAACAACACAGUGGUGGUGGCAGACUUCGGGCUGGCUCGGCUCAUGGUGGAUGACAAGCACGAGGAGAAGUUGUCGCAGGGUAAACUGCCCGGCCUGAAGAAGCCUGACCGCAGGAAGAGGUACACCGUAGUGGGAAACCCCUACUGGAUGGCUCCUGAGAUGAUCCAUGGGAAGAGCUACGAUGAGAGAGUCGACAUCUUUUCCUUUGGUAUCAUGCUCUGUGAGAUAAUUGGCAGGGUGAACGCAGACCCAGACUACCUCCCCAGGGCAAUGGACUUCGGACUGAACGUGUCUGGCUUCCUGGAGCACUUCUGUCCCCCUGAUUGUCCCCCCGCCUUCUUCCCCAUGGCUGCUGUGUGCUGUGACCUUGAUGCAGACAAACGGCCUGCUUUCUCCAAACUCGAGGAGUGGCUGGAGAACCUAAAGAUGCACUUGGACAUCGGUCUGCCGCUGGUGUCUGAAGUGGACCAACUGCACAAGGCCUUCUGGGAGAACCACAGCAUUACACGCCCUGAAAACGGCCUGCACACUCACCCCGAACAGCCGGAGUAGGGCUUAACAUGACUGGAGGGAGUGGGAAGUUAACGUUAACCCCGCACGGGCAGCGAUCGCCAGCCUCGGGCAGUGCAGUGGCUGGAGGCGUCGUGUAAAUAGUCCUCCGUGUUUGGAGCUGCAGGCGUAGGCUGGCUCAGGCUUAACGAGUAGACUCAGGGGGAAAACGUGGAUCUGAAAAGCCACCUGUGCACGACGCGCGCACACACACACACACACACACAUUUAAAGUCAAAUCAAGAGACAUUAACUACGAUAGCUUGAUCCUGCUGCACCUGAAGCUAAAGUAGAACAUAUCAUAUGCAAUCAGACCCAACAUUCAAAUCAUGACUCAACUCUUGAAUCAUGUAGAUUUCACAUUAGUGGUCAAACCAUUCAAGAAUACUUACUGUACUUACUGUAGUGUGUAUAUUCAUGUGGACAACAAGUCCCAAAAACAAGGCAGACCUUCAGCCUCUACAGAGUACAUUGUGCAGUAUGUGUUUGCAGGUGUUUCUGUGUGACUUUGGUUUGAUUUUGCUUUUUGAUUUGGAUAUCAAAACUGGACUUGCAGAGGAGAGGGGCCCGUCUGUCGCUUAAAGUGGAAACAGACAACUUUUUAACUUUUCCCCCUCUAGUGUUUCCAACUGGCAUUAUUGUUGGCGCCACUGUCACAAAGAGAACCGAAUCGCCUUCUGUUUUCCUCAGAGCCUAGCAACAACCAACAACACAGGACACACUACAUUUCAUUUUUACAUUAGGCUUGGGUAGUAUCUAUUUCUUCAUAACUCCUUACCUCCCUGAAAUUUCAACAGGGUAUACGGCUACCUAACCCCUCACCCCCCAACCUAACUAGAAAGUUUGCUAAGUUCUGCAAGCUGUCCUAGGUUUUUCAGUCAAAUUAACAAACAAAAAUGUCAAGAAAGGUGAAAUUCUUACACUUACUUUCCUUAUUGAACAGAGAAACACAACCAUACAGCUUCUAAAUGAAAGUUACUGUCUUUCACUAAACUAAGACUAGCUUAAUCGCCUUGUUAAGUGAUGGUAAAACACACUUCAUUCAGAGUCGACAGAAACAAAAGUCACCAAAACCAUCUUGGUCAGUCUUGUUGGACAUUUCAUUAGUUAGUCUGGUUUGGUCAGAAUAAACCCUUAAAAUAUGCUGUUUUCCGCUAAUGUCUCUCUACAGUUGCUAGCCAGUUGUUGACAGUCCUGUAACGUUAUCCCCACCGCUGGCAGUUGUCAUGUUCCUAAGCUCAGCCGCCUGUUCCCUAAGUAUUGACUGACCUCUGGUGGCACAUGAUGAGCACUACAUACAAUACAGCCUCUCCAUAUGAGUUUAAUAAAAAGAGGAGCUACUGUAUUUUUUUUACAGUAUUGAAAAUCAUUCUGUCAGAAUGUCUUAAUACCCUGGUAUACCAUAAUGCUGUGAUACCGCCCAAGCCUAUUCUCCCCAGUUACUUCAGUUGUUCCAAUAUUUGCCAUUUCCACUACUGCAGACAGUAACUGCAAAGACCUUACACUGAUACUCUUUGGUAACUGGGGAUGACUACUAAUACCCACCGGGGAAAACAAAAGUGCUGUCCUCUUUCUGUUUUGGUUGCACAAUGUUUAACGCACUACUUUUGUGCUGUAAAUCAAGCCUAAGAGAGGCUUAUAGGGAAUCAAGCUAUACGCAGAUGAUGUCAUUAUUCUAUAGCCAUUACAUUGUGCAGUUAACAUUACUUCAUAAUGAUGAGCGAAAGCAUAAAAACUUGUUGAUCUCCACUUUAAGACGCUAAGAUUUAGAUCAAGUUGCUGUCCACUUGUACAAGUCAAACAAAACCUUUUAAGCUUUAAAUAGUCCACUGAAGAAUGCAUGAGUGUAAAUAAUGCUGUCAGGUCAUAUCCUGGUUCAUUGUGUCGCUCUGACCUCAUUUGGUCAUAAACUAUGAGACCUACCUACAUGCGUCUGUGGCCCCUCUCCCUCAUUUAUUGUGUAGCACUGACUUUAACAGGUUCACAUCUUUUGCAUAAAUUUGGUACGUUGUCUCCCGAUUUUAAGAGUGUAUCUCGUUUAUAUUGACGUGGCAUCUUAAACUUUCAGACGCAUACCAGUGUACGUAGCUGGCGACAUUGUAAAUGUUUUAAAUAUUGUAAAUGUACAGACAUAUUUUAUAUACGUAUGCUACAUUGCCAUAUUUUUAUUGGCCGACCAGUUGAAAUUGAGAGUUAAAGUUUGACUGCAGUCAUUAGGGCACAGCUGAAAGCUUUAUUGUUGUUUUUUUUUCUACAUUUCCACCACUGUGGCAGGUUAGGGGCUUUUAGCAUUUGAGAUAAGAGGAAUCUUAUCACCAUAAAAUAUCUCCUCCCCUCGGUUCAAGCUCAGUAAAUGUUACAUCCUGUCAUUUCCCUCCAUCCAAAAAGUAUUUCUUAACAUUUGAUCUUGGAGUUUUCAUGUAUCCAUAGAAGUGUGCUGGAGUAAAUUUAAUAAUACUAGAUUAUUUAAUCCCAUCAGAUGUGCUGAGCUAAUUCUGCACAUCAACUCUAAUUAUGUGUGACGUGAGAGUUUUUAGGGCGAUGAAUCUGUUGUUAGUUUCUCUCGUCUCAUGUACUGUACAGUAGUUCAGGUGUGGGGAUAAUAUCACCAGGUACUGCCUCAUCAUGUCAGCUGUCUGUCCACAUAUGUGUCUCUCCUCCUGUGGAUGACCCACUGUUUGUUUACAUGUAAAUGCUAGCUGUAAAUAUCACUGUAAAUAAGCAUCUGUCCUCACAUCUGUCUGCGUGCAUUGCAUAAAUAUGCGCACUCCUCAGAAAUAAUCUCUUCCACUGUCAGAUUUCUCUCUUCUUGCACCUUCUAACAUACAUUUUCUGUCUCUAUUUUUUUUUUCUGUUUGUAUUUCCUGCUUUUGUUUCCCGAGCUGCAUGAUGUACUAGUUCUCCUCAGCUUCUAAACCGAGCUCUUUUUUGUCUCUAAAUGAUUUAAUUUUAAAUAAGAAAACAAAGAAUGAAAGACAAAAAAAGUUGACGGAGACAGUCAAGCUAAAAAUGUAAAGAGAAAAAAAACCCCACAGCAUCUGUUUUUUAUAUAUAUAUAAAACCACUGAAAUCUUUUUGUAUAGAUUUGAGUACUUUAAUUUGCACUAUAUUACCAAAUGGCUGGUUGUAGCCAUGUUUGUUAAUUUCCUCUCUUGGGCUACUUGUGAUAAGGAAAUAAAUUAUGUCAGUUCAGGUUGAUAUAUGAAUGCAAGACACUGAUAGAGCCUUUCAACUGUUAAAAUGGGAUCUGGGAAGUGCAUCCUCUUGAUAGCAAAAUGUUUCUGAAUAUUUAGAUGCAUUUUUUGUGCAUGGUUCAACUUUUAAAUAUUGGCAGGAGCCUGUUUGGUCCCUCUGUGAUUUUAAAGUUGCAUAUCUUUAGAGAAAAUGACUGUAAUUUACUUUUUAAGCUUUGGCAGAAGUCUUUGAAACGUCUUUGCUGCCAUGAGGAUGUGAUGUCCCAGCUCUGCCUGCUGCCUACAGACCGGUCCUUUGUGAAUGAUGUCCUGUGUUGUUUCCGACUGCUUGGUUUCGUAUGUGAUGCCCACAGAGGCUGCAACCACUGCUGGUCUUUCUGAUAGUAGAGCACUUAAACUGGCCUGUCUCACCUCUCACCUCCCCAUCACACUCUUUUGGCUCAGGGCCGUACUUUUCUGGAGCUUUCUUCACAAUUCAGUUAAUUCAGCAGCUUAAUAGGAAAGCAGCAUUCAACAGUAAUAGUGAGACUCAAAGAGCAUGUGACCUUCUGUUAGUGUACAGGCUGAUAACACAAAAUAUGCUUCUGUAAAACAAGCCCCUCCUGGUUGGUGUGUUCGUCCAUGGGCAUGUACUGUACAUGAGCGGCUUUGCCAUGUUUCUGUCUCCGUUCCUGUCUGAGCCAUGUCAAGCAUGUUAGGUGUGUCUGUGAGGACGUGUUGAGGAUCAAUGAGAAUGUCGCCGCAGCACUUCUCUGCAAAGGAUCGUUACCUCUGAACAAUGCUGUGCCUUUGUUGUAAGCUAGCCUUGCCAACAACUCGAAAACGUGAACUGAUUUCCUUUUUUUUUAUUGCAUCAUAAGUGCAAGCCUGAUUCUAGUGGAUUGAAUAUCAUUGCUGAUACUAUGUUGUAUGAGAUUUCAUCUUGUUCUGUAUCAUAUUUAUAUUUUCCAGAUCUCCAUUGUUAGUUUUGAUAUUUUAAUAUUUCUUUUUUUGUGUGUUAUUUAAUUUUUUUACACAAGCUGUGAAAACAAUUCUGCACUUUAAUCCUGAACGUGAACAUUUAGACUCUGAGGAGGUGACUGUUUUUUUUUUUCUCCCCUUUUUGUCACAGCUAAAAAUAAAACUGUUGCUUCUAAAACAAA